Durusdinium trenchii is the source of this 2127-nucleotide messenger RNA. The record is from the annotation of a GenBank genome assembly. NCBI's taxonomy places the organism in Eukaryota, Dinophyceae, Suessiales, Symbiodiniaceae.
AUGGACAGUACCGAUCCAAACAGCCCGGAGUACGUCUCGCAGGAGAGAUGCUACGAGCUCAUGGGCGAGCGUAUGGUGCAACACAUGCUCCAGGGCUUCAACACCUGCUUGUUCUGCUAUGGGCAGACGGGCACGGGGAAGACGACCACGAUCAUGGGCAAUGACAAGCCCCGCUCAGAGCGUGGCUUGCUGAUGCGUUUGGUGGACGACGUUUUUGCCGAGGCAGAGAAGCGGCGUGAGGAAGGCUGCCAAGUGCACGUUGUCUUGCAAAUGCUGGAAGUCUACAACGAGAAGUUGAAUGACCUCCUGGUAGAGCCUGACUCCGGGCCCACGAAUGCCUCACCGGGCAUGGUCAAGAACAAGAUCAAGAUCCAUGUACAUCCGGAGCUGGGCGUGUACCUCACCAAUGCCACCGAGGCCCAGGUGUCCACCGCCGAGGAGUGCAUCAAGACGAUUGGUUUUGGCAACACCAUGAAGGUAGUGCACGCCACCGCGAUGAACGCGCAGAGUUCUCGCGGCCACACCAUUUGCAAGCUGAAAAUGUUCACUCAGGGCGGGAAGGACAAUCAGAUCUCCAACGCAGAGGUCUACUUCGCGGAUUUGGCCGGGCGCGAGAACGAGAAGGACACCCAGGUGACUGGGGAACGUUUCGUUGAGCUGGGCUUCAUCAACAAGAGCCUGCAUCACUUGGCCAACUGCAUCCGUGAUCUGGGUCAAGCGCCCAAGCGCCGCAGGAGUCUCACCGAGCCGUCGAGCACCAAGAAGGCUCCGCCGGUCCAGCCCAAUGACAUGUCCAAGUUCCGGAACUCGAAGCUGACCUUGCUGUUGUCCAAUGCCUUGUCGGGGAAUUCCCGGACCUCCAUGAUUGGCACUUUGAGCCCUGCACCUUCGAACUUCGAAGAGAGCCACAAUACACUGAAGUUCGCCAGCACGGUGAAAACCAUCAAAGUCCAGGCCAAGGCGACCAAAGCCGUGGACAAGGACGCCCUGGUGAAGGAGCUGAAGAGUGAAAUCCAAGAGCUCCGGAAGCAGCUGGAACAGGCAAAGGAGAAGCACGAUGAUGAGGCAGCGCAACAGAUUCAAGAGAAUCUGGAAGCCAGCAAAGCCAUUUUUGCCGUGGAAACGCGUGAUUGGGUUCACUUCCAGGAGGAGACGGAGCAGCGGCGGAAGCGCUCGAAGAGGUCCAGUUUCCUCUUGUCGUCCCACGACAUGAACGAGAUGCCGUUGCCCUUUUUGGCCAACUACUCCGAGGAUCCUCAUUUGGCCUUCAAAUUGGUGAUGCAUGUGCCCAACGAUGGUGUGGAGCGGUCGCUGGGAACAGACAGCGACUGCGCCUUCCGUUUGCCUCCGGGGCUGGGCGUGUCGGCCACCACGGGCUACAUCCGCCACGACGAAGGCCGGGUGCUGCUGCGCCCCGCGCCGCCGCCCAAUGGCCACGGCCGAGCGGGCGCCAUCGAGGUGAAUGGAAGCAAGUUGAUCAACGAACAAGAGUUGAAACACUUGGACUGCAUCCUCUUUGGCCGCUCGACCGUCACCACCUUCUACUUGUUCUUGCAACGUGCAUCUCCGGAGGAGCUGCAAGAGAAGCUGAGAACUUCCAGAGCAGAGAUGGAGGAUGGUCGAAUUACUCAACAACUGGUGGACAGUAUUCUUGGCGAGGCACGGAGCAAAGAUCCCGUGGAGGCCAAGCUCGCAGGAGAUUAUUGCAAUCAGCUCCAGAGUCAAAACCGAGACCGUGAGGGGGAGCUGAUGUUGAAGGCAUUCAUGAUUGGCGCGCGGCGUGCACAAGCCAAAGUGGAUGAAGCCAAUGAGCUCACACGCUUGGUGCGCCCCGCGUCAGGACUGCAGUUCGAACUGGCCGCGCAGGCACCCGUCCUGUCGUACGGCUUCAACGACUGCGCAAACCUUCCGCAGCUUUGUGUGCGCCUGGUCAAGCGGACCUCGCCGCUGGAGCGCUUCCGCGCAGCGGCGCGGAAGGUCAUGGCGCUCUACGGGAAGAACCGCAUCCAGGCGGCGGUGCUCUCGGUGCUGCCGGGCGCGAACAACCGCGGCAGCGGACACAGUGGGGAGGGCCUGGCGCAGCUGGGGCAGGGCCUGAGGAUGCUUCUAAUGUGGAGCCUUGAUUAA